This is a messenger RNA of Cladophialophora psammophila CBS 110553, 792 nucleotides long. RefSeq lists its product as uncharacterized. The transcript has a single exon. Lineage: Eukaryota; Fungi; Ascomycota; Eurotiomycetes; Chaetothyriales; Herpotrichiellaceae. The coding region runs from base 1 to 792 and encodes 263 amino acids. The record is from RefSeq and is a predicted model, not a curated record. Gene Ontology annotation, molecular function: S-adenosylmethionine-dependent methyltransferase activity.
AUGGAUCAGCUCCCGGCAACCAGUGAUGGGAAAGAUGUUGCGGAACUUGUCAUCCUCGACGAAGCCUGUGGAACGGGCGCAAUCAGCUCGCGGCUGCUCCACAUGUUUGACGACAAAACCAGGGCGAUGACUGACCUCACCAUGUUGGACAUUGCUAAGCCACCGCUUGAAUAUGCUGAGCGGCGAAUUCAACUAGAAGGAUACAGCUUGAAAGCUUUCCGAACACUCCAGGGAGAUGCAACGGACACCAAGCUGCCUUCUUCUCAUUUUACACAUAUCUUCCUCGCCUUCGGGCCCAUGAUGUUCAACGAUUGGCGAGCGGCUUUGCGCGAAAUCCAUCGUAUGUUACGACCAGGCGGACUCGUUGCCAUGUCUACCUGGGAUGACGGCGGCUGGCUGGCUGAUGUCCGCGCUUCGCUAGCUAGUGACCCCUCUUUACCUCAGGCACCGAGUGCAAAGGAGCUACUAGAAGCGUUCAGCCCCGGCAGUCACUGGAGCGAGCCGAUGUGGAUCAAAGGGAAGCUACAGGAGUUUGGAUUCGAGGACAUCCAAAUCGAAACGAAGGCGAGAACGGGAACGUUAGACGGAAUGGAUGAGUUUAUGGUUACAGUCCCCUUGACUUUAGGUAAUGUCAUUGAAAAGUGCUGGUCUCAAGAGCAAGCUGCGGCUCACGGUAACCGAGCAAAAGAGACGUUGGUCAAGUACGUGACACAGAAGUACGGAUCGGGUGAAAUUAAGUGGGGCUGGGUUGCCCAUCUGAUAACAGCGAGGAAGCCUAUGCCAGCAAAUUGA